Messenger RNA from Pelmatolapia mariae (spotted tilapia), 2006 nucleotides. Its product is annotated as bcl-2-like protein 1. Gene Ontology annotation, biological process: negative regulation of intrinsic apoptotic signaling pathway; extrinsic apoptotic signaling pathway in absence of ligand; intrinsic apoptotic signaling pathway in response to DNA damage. Gene Ontology annotation, cellular component: mitochondrial outer membrane. Bases 138 to 818 code for a protein of 226 amino acids. The transcript has 3 exons. Lineage: Eukaryota; Metazoa; Chordata; Actinopteri; Cichliformes; Cichlidae. The record is from RefSeq and is a predicted model, not a curated record. Gene Ontology annotation, molecular function: protein homodimerization activity; protein heterodimerization activity.
GUGUGACGCUUCAGAAAGGUGCGUUUAUCUGGAGUAUUCGCAGCAGUAGUUUUUAAAACUUCAUAGCUGCUUUCUCAAACGGAGAACAAGGUUUUAGCAGCUCUAGGUAUAAUGGUGGCCACUCCAAGUGAAGCCUAAUGUGCCAGAUGAUACACCGGUAUGACUGGCAGGAGAGAUCGUGGCAUUUGAUUAGCCUGGCCCUGCAGAGGAGGUCCAGAGUGGAGAUGCAGUGCAGUAACCGAGAGCUGGUGGAGUUCUUUAUAAGCUAUAAACUGUCUCAGAAGAAUCACCCAACUUCCCUUCUGAGGCCAACCAAUGGGGGUCAAAGGACUGAGAGAGACCUGGCCAAAUCUCUGCCUGCAUACAAUGGCAUAGAGGCUUUAAAAUCAGCUCUUCUAGACUCAGGGGAGCAGUUUGGUUUUCUGUUCACACAGUCUUUUAGGGACGUUGCUUCGCACCUCAGCAUCACGCCAGACACAGCCCAGCAAUGCUUCGAGAGUGUGAUGGAGGAGUUGUUCAGGGAUGGAAUCAACUGGGGGCGUAUAAUUGGUCUGUUUGUCUUUGGUUCUGCAAUGUGUCUGGACUGUAUUGACAGCAAUAUGAGUGAGCUGGUACCCGACAUUGCAGACUGGAUGACUGCGUAUCUAGAUGAUCACAUUAGUCUGUGGAUCCAACGAAAUGGAGGAUGGGACCGCUUUACAGAGAUAUUUGGGAAAGGGAUGUCUACAAGGAGCUCUGGGGAGUCUCUGAAGAGAUGGCUAUUUGUUGGAGUGGCAUUAGUAACAGGGCUGCUGGUUGGCAUGCUCAUGACAGAUUAACAGUGAAGGUGCUACUUCUCUGCUGUCACUGGAAUGCUAAACCGAGGGAGGGAAGUGGUUAAUGUUUACAUGGAAGCCCAGACCACAUGUGCAGUGACCAUAGUGGGUGGGCAAAGUCAUUCUGCGAGAGGAUUCAUAAUGUGUAACUUGGUGAGCUGUUACAGACCACCUGCUCGCCUUGCUUUGACCAAUGUGUUUUUAUUUUUUUUUAUUUUUUAAACGCACAACAGUUUCAGUAGCUGAUGUGCCCGUUCAGAGGGCAAAUGCUUUAAAUGAACCUAAUAAAAAGGCAGUGAAAGUGAUUCAGCCAGUCUAAGCUUCUUUUUUUUUUUUUUUUUUCUUUUUUCUUUUUUUUUUUUUUUUCUCCCUGUAUUAUUCAGGGAACAACGUGUAUGACUGAGACUCUAUGUUGUAUCCCCCCCUUUAAUGUGUAAUUCUCAGCUUCUUUUGACUGUUCUUGAGUUUUUAAGUCUGUUUUGAAAAGUUUUGCUGAAUAAACUGUAUGGAGUGCAGAGGCUAUCCAAAAAAAAUCAAAUCCAUGCUCUAGCAGAGGCCUGUGUGUUGAGUUCUCUAGGACACACCAACUUCCUCCAACAGUCCAGAGACAUGCAUGUGAAAUUAACUUUUUCCAUCUCUCACUAGUAUCUAAAAUUAAACCAUACCAAAUUAUCCAUGUGCAACAGGCUACAUAUCCAUGAUUGUAUUCAGUGUUUUUUGGCUGUUCCUCUAAGGGAUCAGAUUGGAUUAUCUGCUACCAUUUUUGCCCUACUCCUAGCACCGUCUUUUCACAUCAACCCCAUGCAAGUCCCCUUCACUACAUCUGUGGUCUGCCUCUUUUCCUCCUGCCUGGCAGCUCCAUAUUAACCAUACUUUGUUCACCAAGUCCACUAUUCCCCCCCCUUUGCACACGUCCAAACCCUCUCAGCCUUGUUUCUCCAACUUUGUCUUCAAACUGAGCUGUCACUGUGACAUUAACUCCUUCAGCUCUGCCACUUCCACCUUGUUCUUGUUCUCCGUUCUCUUGUCAGUGCCACCGUCUAUAAACCAUACAUCGUCGCAGUGCUCACUACUGUCUUGUAAACCUCCCCUUUCACUUGUGCUGCUAUUGUUCUGCCACAAAUCAAAUGAAGUGACUCCAUAUGAAGUAUCUUAAAAGCUGGAAUUAAAUGAGAUGUAUUCUUUUACACA